UGACUAGAAAUAAUUCCACAAAUCCUUUGACUCACACAGUGGGGGUUUUUUUGUGUGUGUGUUAUUUUAAUUUCUUUUUUCUCACUUAGAUUAGAAACAGAGCAAUCAUGUAUGUGUUAAUGGCUUUCAGGCAUUUGAAGAACAGAGUCCCCCAACUUGCUUCGCCUUCCUCCUUUAAUUUCUCGAGAUUGGUUCAUUCAUUUUCUUUCGCAACCGUAAAAGCCGAAGAACUCUCGGGUUCUCAGCCAGCUGAAGUGUUGAAUUUAGUGCAGGGGAAUUGGAUAGGAUCUUCAAAUCGGAAUACGAUCCCGGAUCCUUUAAAUGGCGAAUCGUUUAUUAGGGUUUCUGAAGUAGAUGAAAAGGGAAUACAGCCGUUCGUCGAGAGUUUAUCCAAAUGCCCCAAACAUGGUUUACACAACCCAUUUAAAUCACCAGAAAGAUACCUCAUGCUUGGAGAUGUAUCGAUAAAAGCUGCUCAAAAGCUUUCCCUACCCGAGGUAUCUGAUUUCUUUGCAAAGUUGAUACAAAGGGUUUCUCCGAAGAGUUACGAGCAGGCGCUCGGUGAAGUUUUUGUCACGGGAAAAUUUCUAGAGAAUUUCUGUGGUGAUCAAGUUCGAUUUCUGGCUAGGUCAUUUGCGGUACCUGGAAAUCAUUUAGGGCAGCAGAGCAAUGGUUAUAGGUGGCCUUUCGGCCCGGUUACGAUUAUUACGCCUUUCAAUUUUCCGUUAGAGAUUCCGUUGCUUCAAUUGAUGGGUGCACUUUAUAUGGGAAACAAGCCACUUCUUAAAGUAGACAGCAAGGUUUCAUUGGUUAUGGAACAAAUGCUUCGGUUACUCCACGAGUGUGGGUUGCCUGCGGAAGAUGUUGAUUUUAUAAAUUCGGAUGGGAAAACUAUGAACAAGCUUCUGUUGGAGGCGGAACCACGCAUGACUCUCUUCACUGGCAGUUCGAAAGUUGCAGAAAAAUUAGCUCUUGAUCUCAAAGGCCGUAUCAAACUGGAAGAUGCUGGUUUUGACUGGAAGAUUCUCGGGCCUGAUGUUCAAAAUGAGGAUUAUGUCGCAUGGGUUUGUGAUCAAGAUGCAUAUGCAUGCAGUGGUCAAAAGUGCUCGGCUCAAUCGAUAUUGUUCAUGCAUGAGAACUGGAGUAAAAGUUCUUUCAUUGAAAAGUUGACUGGACUUGCUUCUAGAAGGAAGCUCGAUGACCUGACUGUGGGCCCCGUUCUUACUGUUACAACUAAAGAAAUGCUGGAUCACAUGAAAAAAUUGCUCGAGAUAAAAGGAUCGAAGCUUCUAUUCGGCGGUGAAGCUUUAGAAAAUCAUUCGAUUCCCGCAAUAUAUGGUGCCAUUAAACCUACUGCUGUAUUUAUUCCGCUCGAAGAAAUAUUGAACGAGAAUAAUUAUGAUCUGGUAACAAAAGAAAUAUUUGGUCCGUUCCAGGUUGUCACGGAAUACAAGCAGAACGAGCUUCAGUUAGUGCUGAAUGUGCUUGAAAAAAUGCACGCGCAUUUAACUGCUGCCGUAGUUUCAAAUGAUCCAUUAUUCCUACAAGAGGUUAUCGGGAAUUCAGUCAACGGAACUACUUAUGCUGGAUUAAGAGCGAGAACAACCGGGGCUCCACAGAAUCACUGGUUCGGGCCGGCCGGAGAUCCGAGAGGAGCGGGAAUCGGGACUCCAGAAGCAAUAAAGCUAGUUUGGUCAUGCCAUAGAGAGGUCAUUUAUGACAUUGGUCCAGUGCCACAAAACUGGCAAACUCCAAAACCAACUUAAAAUAACACCAGAAGUGAUUAUUAUGUGUAACUUAAUUAUAUAAAUGGGAAUUAAUUGCAUACAUUUUUUUUUAUAAAGAAAUCAAUAAGUUUGUUUUUUAAUUUUUUGGUAUUAAUUUAUUAGCUAAGCGGUAAUAGGUGACGAUGUCUUCAUCGAAUUGAUUUUUACUCGGGCAUAAAUACGUAACUGAUCAUUGUAUGCUACGUUUGGUGAAAUUUCGUAGGGAUAAACUUUUAAAAAA
Molecule: messenger RNA, 2007 nt
Organism: Erythranthe guttata (spotted monkey flower)
Lineage: Eukaryota; Viridiplantae; Streptophyta; Magnoliopsida; Lamiales; Phrymaceae
Source: RefSeq, a predicted model, not a curated record